AUGCCCGGGCAGGGGGUUGUUGGGGGAUCCCACGCCGUCACGGGGGGAAGGCACAAACCCCGCACAGCGACGCACUCGGACAGCGGGCGGAGGUCGGGAUCGAACCGGGGUCGCCGGAGCCGGGAGGCAGAAAAGGCUGGCAACCCGCGGUGUGGGACGUCGUGCUCUGCCCCCUCCCUCACCUCCCUCGCCAGCAGCCAGCAGUUCCAGUGGAUGGUACAGCCUUCCAUGGUGGGCAGCAGUGCGCCCGGCUUCUACCCGAGACCCUACCCCUGCCCCGAGCUGGGCAACGCUCCAGGGACCUCCAGCGGGAUGAGGUCGGGGGUCAUCAGGGCCCCUGUUGGGGGCAGGCGGAGGAAGGAGGAGGAGCUCUCCCCGGAGGAAGAGGAACGCAAGCGGCUGAGACGGGAGAGGAACAAAGUGGCGGCGGCGAAGUGCCGGAACCGACGGCGGGAGCUGACCGACUGGCUGCAGGCGGAAACCGACCAGCUGGAGGACGAGAAGUCCGAGCUGCAGAAGGAGAUCGCCGAGCUGCAGAAGGAGAAGGAGAGGCUGGAGUUCGUUCUGGAGGCUCACCAACCCAUCUGCAAGAUCUCGGACGGCAGCGAGGCCGACCUGCCCGGGCCGUCCGGAAACACCGGGGCAAAGGCGAGAGGGUCAGCGGCCGAGUCCGCCCCCUCCUCCAAACCCCGUCCGGCGGACGUCACCAUCCUCCCCGUCCCCGGGCAGAGCGAUCGGCAGGACGCCGAGACCUUGCACACGCCCACCUUGGUCAGGACCCCCUCCAUCACCCCCUUCACCUCCUCCCUGGCCUUCACCUACCCCAGCGUGCCGCCCUAUGACCCGGAACCAUCUGCCGCCGGCGUCUUCUCGUCGCCCGAGCCCUGCGCCGCCGCCCACCGCCGUGGCAGCAGCAGCGGCGGGGACCAGUCGUCGGACUCGCUCAGCUCCCCCACCCUGGUAGCCCUCUGAGGCCUUUCUAAUUGGAGGGCGCCAUCAGCCGGGGCGGGAACCAAUUAGCCUUCGCUUCCAGGUGACUGGGCGGGACAACCCCCGAGGAGCCAAACUGCCACCCCCCUUCCCUUUUCUUGCCCCUUCUGACCCUUUCUUCCCCCCCCGCCCCACACCCCCGCCUCGCUCCAUAACUGAACACAUUUCAUUGGCCAAACCAUUGCAAUUUGGUUUGGAGUGCCUUUGGACUGGGGAGAUACCUAAAUAUCGACAGAACCAUAAGCUGAGGACCAGCCCUACUCAAAGCAAAGAUUUACAAGGAUGAUUCCUGGAAUGAAAGGGCUUACUUAUGACAAGCGAUUGUCAGCUCUUGGACUGUACUCACUGGAGUACAGAAGAAUGAGAGGGGACCUCAUAGAAACAUUUAGAAUAUUGAAAGGACUAGACAGAGUGGAUGUGGUUAAGCUGAUCCCCCUGGUGGGUGAGUCCAGGACUAGAGGGCACAGUCUUAGAGGGUACUGGUUUAAAACAGAGAUGAGGAGAAAUUUCUUUAGCCAGAGGGUAGUGAAUUUAUGGAAUUCUUUGUCACGUACAGCUGUGGAGGCCCGAUCAUUGGGGGCGUUUAGGGAGGAGAUUGAUAGGUAUCUAAUUAGUCGAGGUAUCAAGGGAUAUGGGGAUAAGGCUGGAAAUUGGGGCGAGAUAAGAAUAGUAUCAGUUAAGCUCAUGGAGCAGACUCGAUGGGCCAAAUGGCUGACUUCUGCUUCUUUGUCUUGUGAUCUUGUGAGAUUUAUGUUGGGUUAUGGUCCAAACUAGCCAUGGUCUAACUUUGGGGGACUCCUUGCUCCCAUCUUCUGACAACUCCACCGUCUUUCCCCCAUUGGAUGGCGCGUGUACUGACGUUGUCCAAGGAAGGUCUCCCAUCCCGGGGUGGUGUGACCCCAGUGCCAGUGUUGGGUGCCCAGGGAUCUUGCUGGGGCAUCGGCCCCAGAUGGCUGGGCGUUGUACCCCAACUUUCCCUUCUCCUGACGCCAACCCAACGGGUAAUCACAGGGUUGGGAGCCUUGUCGGCCAUUGGCGACGCACCCGGGCUCCAGUUGGCGUUGGGAACCCGGUAGGGAGACUCCAGUGGUUGGAUCUGCUCAGAGGCAAAGCC
Messenger RNA from Pristis pectinata (smalltooth sawfish), 2104 nucleotides. It is a transcript of the gene fosl1a, whose product is annotated as FOS like 1, AP-1 transcription factor subunit a. Gene Ontology annotation, molecular function: DNA-binding transcription factor activity, RNA polymerase II-specific; RNA polymerase II cis-regulatory region sequence-specific DNA binding. The coding region runs from base 1 to 972 and encodes 323 amino acids. Gene Ontology annotation, cellular component: nucleus. The record is from RefSeq and is a predicted model, not a curated record. Gene Ontology annotation, biological process: regulation of transcription by RNA polymerase II. NCBI's taxonomy places the organism in Eukaryota, Metazoa, Chordata, Chondrichthyes, Rhinopristiformes, Pristidae. The transcript is spliced from 4 exons.